Molecule: messenger RNA, 2518 nt
Organism: Drosophila bipectinata
Lineage: Eukaryota; Metazoa; Arthropoda; Insecta; Diptera; Drosophilidae
Gene: opa
Product: odd paired
Biological process (GO): regulation of transcription by RNA polymerase II
Cellular component (GO): nucleus
Molecular function (GO): RNA polymerase II cis-regulatory region sequence-specific DNA binding; DNA-binding transcription factor activity, RNA polymerase II-specific
Source: RefSeq, a predicted model, not a curated record
GCAUUUCAGUCCUGCUGCGCAUCUUGAAACGUCAAGUCUUGCUGCGCGCGAUUUCGACCGCUAGCGAAACGCUCUAACUUUGUGGCAAAACGCGCGCGAGUGUUACUAUCAUACAAUUAUAACUAAAAGCAUUUGAAAAUAGAAAACGCCAAACAUAUUGAGAUCUAACGAAAAAUAAAUAAGUUGAUAAUACGAAAGCCUGGUGACGUGACCUCAGUGUGGAGUGAUGGGCUUUCUGGCCUAGUGCAAAGAAAACUGAAAACAAAAUAUACUUUUUAAGAAUUAACUAAAAAAACAUAAUUAUAAACUAUUUGUGACCAUGAUGAUGAACGCCUUCAUUGAGCCGGCCCAGCACCACCUGGCCAGCUACGGGCUCCGCAUGUCGCCCAACACCACCUCCAGCGCCACCAACUCCCAGCAGCAACAGCAGCAGCAACAACUCGACAUGACCGCCCAGCAGCAGCAGCAACAACAGCAACAGCAGCAGCAACAACAACAGCAGCAGCAACUGGAGGGCAGUGCGGACUCUGCCGCGGCCACCGCUGCCGCUUAUCAAAACUCCGGAUACGGGCACUUCAACAGCUAUGCCUCCCGGGACUUUCUGCUGGGCAGGCGGGACACCGACUACGGGGUGACCGGCAGUGCCGGACAGGCCUCCUCCGCGGCAGACUCCAUGCUCUUCUCCAGCUUUCCCGCCCAGGCGGCGGCCGCCGAGCUGAGCUCCGGCUUCGGGCAGCACCCGUUCCACAGCCAUCACCAUGCGGCGGCAGCUGCCCACCAUCAUCAGCACCAGAUGCGGAUGGGCAUGGCAGACGCCUACGCCGGCCAUCCGUACAAUCACCACACCAACUUUCCGUCGGCGGCCGUCCACCAUCCGGCAGUGCACCAUCCAGCCCACCAUGCCAUGUCCGCCAUGCAUCCGGCCGGACCCGGAGCCUUUCUGCGCUACAUGCGUCACCAGCCGGCAUCCUCCGCCUCCAGCAUCAAGCAGGAGAUGCAGUGCCUCUGGAUAGAUCCCGACCAGCCCGGACUGGUGCAGGCUGGCGGGCGGAAGACCUGCAACAAGGUGUUCCACUCCAUGCACGAGAUCGUGACCCACCUGACGGUGGAGCACGUCGGUGGGCCGGAGUGCACCACCCACGCCUGCUUCUGGAUCGGCUGUUCGCGCAACGGUCGUCCCUUUAAGGCCAAGUACAAGCUGGUCAACCACAUCCGCGUCCACACCGGCGAGAAGCCCUUCGCCUGCCCGCAUCCUGGCUGCGGCAAGGUGUUUGCCCGCAGCGAGAAUCUCAAGAUUCACAAGCGAACCCACACCGGCGAGAAGCCGUUCAAGUGCGAGCAUGAGGGCUGCGAUCGCCGAUUUGCCAACUCCUCGGACCGAAAGAAGCACUCCCAUGUGCACACAUCGGAUAAGCCCUACAAUUGUCGGAUCAAUGGCUGUGAUAAGUCCUACACACACCCCUCCUCUCUGCGCAAGCACAUGAAGGUCCAUGGCAACAUCGACGAAAAGAGUCCUGAGCUCGGCUAUGACAGCGAGGGCGAGGAGAGCUCCAGCUCGAGCAUAAUCACCGGCGGGGCACAGACACCACCCUCUACCCGACUGGACGGCAGCGCCGGCAGCAGCAGUGGCGUCAGCAGCCUGAGCGGUGGCAGCGGCAUCAAGUCCUCGCCCCACUCCAUCAAAUCAGAACCGAAUCCCAUGCACAGCGUCCACCUGGGGGCCUCGAGCAGCGGCAGCAGCAGCACCACCAGCAGUAGUGCCUCCCACCUGUUGCAGCAACAGCAGCAGCAGCAACAACAACAGCAGCAACAUCAGCAGCAGCAACAGCAACAGCAGCAGGCGCAGCAAUUGGUGUCACAUCAAAGUGACUCCAAGUCGUCGCCUGCUCUGCAACUGAUGGCCGCUUCCGCCUCCGCCUAUCUACCGCCGCCCCUGGGCCCGCCACCCUCGCACCACCACCACCCCCACCAUCAUCACCAUCAGGCAGUGGCUGCGGCAGCUUCCCCCGGAGCAGCAGCCGCCUCCGCCUCCAUGCUGCACCACAACCACCACUUGCUGUACCACCCGGCUGCCCAGCACCACCCGCCCAGCGACUGGUACCACACGGCAGCUCCUAGUGGCACCGCGGACGCGAUGAACCCACUGAACCACUUCGGACACCACCACCAUCAUCACCAUCUGAUGCAUCCUGGCGCGGCGACGGCGUAUUGAGAGUGGGAGAACUGGUGGCCCGAGGAGCCACCGCCGCCACCACCGCCUCCGCCCCCGCCACCGUCUUCGUCCGCGCUCGAGGCGAUACCACCACCGCUGUCGGUGGGCACCCCACAGGGCCCUCUGGAGGAGGGCUCCUCCCUGGACUGGAUCUGCUGCCAGCGGCUGCAGAACUUGGCCCUUGUGGCGCAAUGUGAAAACCAAAUAUUUCUGAAAGUUGAGGAAAAUACUUUAAACUUUUUACCUGAUAAUUGAAAAAUUGCUGUUGAAAAAAAAACGAAAAGAAAAUCGAACUCCUUAUAUUUA